This is a messenger RNA of Colletotrichum spaethianum, 1332 nucleotides long. RefSeq names its product Fe-regulated protein 8. The transcript is spliced from 3 exons. Bases 1 to 1332 code for a protein of 443 amino acids. Lineage: Eukaryota; Fungi; Ascomycota; Sordariomycetes; Glomerellales; Glomerellaceae. The record is from RefSeq and is a predicted model, not a curated record. Gene Ontology annotation, cellular component: cytoplasm. Gene Ontology annotation, molecular function: electron-transferring-flavoprotein dehydrogenase activity; flavin adenine dinucleotide binding.
AUGCUCAAGAAGUUGCACAAAGUGGUCCUCUUUGUGAGACUUGUGGGAUACACACUGCGACUUUAUGCGGACUUCUUCUCGCGGUCGUACACGACAAAAAAAAUUACCACUGGUCCUGCAGCGAAGGAUGCCGAGCCGAUUAACAUUGUUGUCAUUGGGGCUUCCUUCGCUGGUUACCAUGCCGCCCGAGUAAUUGCAACUUCACUUCCAGCAGACGGGCCAUACCGCCUGAUUAUCGUCGAACCAAACCGUCACUGGCAAUUCACAUGGACCUUGCCUCGCUUUUGUGUCGUUGAGGGACACGAGCACAAGACAUUCAUCCCGUAUGGCCCCUAUCUGCCGGCGGGCUCCGAGUCCAUCGUGCGAUGGGUUCAUGACCGUGUUUCGACUAUUACGGAGAAAACAGUAACUAUUCAAGGCACUGGCGAAGAGAUUCCGUACUCUUAUAUGGUUAUUGCAACGGGAUCCGGUGUUGGCAUGUCAUUGCCAUCGCGAGUAGGCUCAACAGACAAGGCAGAGGGAGUUCAGUUGCUGCAAAGCUUCCAGCAGCGUAUUAAGGCCGCCAAGAACCUGGUUGUGGUCGGAGGAGGUGCUGCGGGUGUUGAACUUGCCACGGAUGCCAAAGAUCAGUAUCCCGAGAAGAAUGUGACAUUAGUCCAUUCCAGGGAUGCAGUCAUGAAUCGAUUUGGCAAAGAUCUGCAGGCCGGAGCCCUCAAGGGGUUGACGGACCUUGGUAUUGAAGUGAUUCUGGGAGAACGGACGACUACCGACUCUCCUGUGGAUGGCUUCGUUACCCUUCGUUCUGGCCGCAGGGUGGAAUGUGACUUUUUGGUCAAUGCAAUCGGCCAGCAACCUUCCUCUCAGCUUAUCAGCGAGUUCGUCCCCGAGGCAAUCGCCAAAACAGGCCGGAUCAAGGUCAAGCCGACGAUGCAAAUUGAUGCCGACUCGCUUCCUAACAUCUACGUCUGCGGCGAUGUUGCCGAAGCCGGUGUCACUAACCCCAAUGCCCGAGCUGCCAUGAAGCAGGCCAUUUAUGCUGCGGAUAAUCUGGUCUUGGCUCUUCAGGGCAAGAAACCGACAAAUAUCUACCAACAUUACUGGGCGGAUGGUGUUAUCAAGUUGACACUAGGUUUGCACAAAUCCAUCACGGCUUUUGGGAUAGGGGGCACCGAGUUGCUGUUCCACGCGAAGGAGAAAGAGGUCACUCUGAUGAUCGAGCGCGCCUGGACAAACAUGGGGGCCAAGCCUUAUGAGGACAAGGAGUACAAGUCUGGCUAUGCUCAGAACUCGGUCACUGGCAAAGCUCUCGAAGUGGCCAACGAGACUGUGUAA